AGUUCUCUUCAAAAACAACAUCAUUACUGAGGACAUUUUGUUUAAACAUGGAUGUCGGACAGGACAGUCCGAUCAUCAUUCAAUCGGAUGGUACGUUUGUAGAAGUUGUUUGUAUAUUUAUCUCUAACUCUAUAUAUUUAUAUAGACAUUAGGCCCUAUCAUUUAUAAUUAUUAGGGCCUAGGCUAUAUAUAUAUCAUUGUAAUUUAUAAUUAUUUGUUUAUUUUUUACUUUGAUUUUGAUAAUGAUACUAAUACUAGUGUGAAGUGUCACCCGAGACAACGCAUAGUAGUACUAGUACUAGUACAAAAUUAGGUGUUAUAAAUGGAGCUAUUUUCGAAAAUUAUUACAAUCAAUUUAAUUUUAUUUAAUGUUUAGGUAAAUAUUUUGCCUUUCUAAUGAUUAAUUUUACUUUUUUACUAUUGUCAGUCUGGUACUGUAGUUAGCUUAACUAGUUAACUUAUAAACUAACUAAUGACAGGAAUGUUGAAGUUGAAGUAGACUAAGACUAAGUAGAAGGAGCCAGUUCAGUAGAAGUACUAUUACUAAUAAUAAUAAUGACAUGCCCAGUUGACAUUUGUUGAUGCUAUACUUUAGUUUUUAUAAACUAUAUACCUAAUAUUAGUAAUAUAGUCCAUACAUGUUUAUGAUAUUAGUAUGGCAUGGGCCUACUACUACUACUACUGACUACUACUACUACUAAGUCUUAGGGACUUAGUCUUAGGCUAAAAUUAAAUAAAUAUUUCAAUUUUAUUAUUAAUUAAUUGGAUGAGCGUUUAAAAAUGUAUGGGUGUACUCUGUCUUGUAUGAGUAGGCUAUGUAUUGUAAUUUAAAUUUUAUAGUAUGAAUCUUAUUCUUCUGUCUUAGUCCAAGUACUCUUAGUAAUAGGCUAUAGUGUAUUAAUAGAAGUAAAAUCAAAAUAAAAUACAUCCUGUCAUUGUGACUCAGGUGGUUUUGUCAUGAUCAGAUGAUCAUAAUUUUUAUUUAUAUUUCAAUUAAUAAUUUGAUUGAAUGUGAACUUAAGUAACUGUGUUGGCAGUUUGAAAUUAAAAUAUAUAAGCCACUUCCAGUCUAGUAGUUAAGGAUAAUAGUUCAGUAUAGACGAGUAUGCAUAUGAAAAUAUGUAUUAAUAUGUUACAAUAACAUUAUUGGCUAUGGACCAUGGACCUCUGUGGUGACUGUGGUGUCACUGUUGUUAGAAGUUACAAUGAAUAUAAGACAGUUUUGCUUUAGUUAUUGUCUUAUAGUUUUAUGUAUAAUUAUAAUGUAGGCCUCUGUUUCCCAAGUUGUUUUUCCCCUUCCCCCUACAUCCCACCUGAGCACCUAAAAAUGUUAAGUUAAAAAGAGGUUAUAUGCAGUCAGGAGGGUUGAAUUUCAUGUUUGCUGUCUGUUAAGGCCUUGUUUGAAAGAUACAAUGUUUUAUGAUAAAACUUGUACUAAAUUAAAUAUUUUUGAAUAACUUUUUUAAAAAAAUAGUUACUUUUUAAAAAUGACUUUUUAGAAUAUUGUCUGAAGAAGCCAGUUGAACAAAAUAUUAUUUUAUUUUAUAGGCUAAAAAAAUAUUAAACAAAAAAUAUGAAGUGCCUGCUCACCCAACUUUUGAGUUCCCCUUACUUUACCAUCCUUCCCAAAAUUAAAAACUUAAAUUGUCAUUAACUUCCCAGAAUACAAUAUUCCUUAGCUUUACUUAUUUUGAUCUACUUCUAACAUAAGUUAGCCUGUUUUAAAAAUCAAUUUUCCAGACGAGGAUGAUGACGAUGUGUUGUUGAUUAAAGAAGAGAAAGCUCCUUUAUGUUCAGAAAAAAAGGAAGAAGAUGAUGUCAUUUUUGUAUCUGAGGAACAUUCACCCAUACUCAAGAAAGGAACAUCUGCCACACAGGUAUUCACCUAAUCAGUUUUUGUAUUAGGUAUUCUUUGAAAUGUGAGCUUAACUCUUUGCAUUUUGACUGACUUAGUCAGGCGCAUGAUAAUAUUUAAUAAAAAAAUAAAUUCUAAAUAUCGUCAAAACCAUUUAUUCAAUAGCUUGAUUUUGAUAUGGAUCAAUAAGGAAUUAUGGAAAACUUGAUAAGAAAACACUAAACACUGUACAUGUCGACAUAGGUUAGAAGCUGUGUCUAGCGAGAUAAGAAAUUGAAUUAUGCUGUCUUUUAAAAGACUUUUUCUAUACUCUCAUUUCCAUCUUUUGUGUGGAGCAUUAUUUGUUUGUUUGCACACGUGGCAUUUGAAGACUUUCUUGUGCAGUGGUCAUCUGGUAAACGGCCAAAAGUUUUUCCUUACCUUGUAUUGCUUAUUGUCAAUGUCAAUUUCGAUAUUAAUGUAAAAAAUAAUUAAAUCUGAAUCAAGAUAGUAAAUAUAUAACUCACAAUUUUAAAUAUUAUUAAGUUAACAGUCAUGGAUUAGUGUGUUUAAAAAAAGAAAUCACAGUUUCUUUUGGCAUUAUUGUAAUUAAACAUUCAACACAUCAUAUUAAUAAAUUCAGCAUGCUUCCUCAACCCCUCAUUUUUUCCUUGGAAAGAGUAAUGUGAAUAAGUAAGUGGAAUAAAAAAAUAUCUAAUCAGUUGUAAACCGAACAAAAUAAAGACAGAAUUUGAAAAGCAAACAGAAGCUAAAGAAAUUAUACUCUUAAAUUUUAAAAUAAGCAAAUCUGGAAAUCUUCAAUGUAUUUGUGGAUAAAAAUAAAUAUAUAAACUGGUUUGGGAAUUUUUCAGUAGCUAAAUAAAAUGUAUUUUGUAAUAUUUACCCUUGUUCAGUUAAUUGUAUUCACAGACUCACAAAUUUAAAUCAAUUUUUAAAUUAUUAUUUAACUAGUACGUUGCUCCAAUUUUUCCAGAUUCAUCUAUAAUAUAAUUAUUUCAUUACUUCCUUAAAAGCUUUAUUAUUUUAUUUUCUGACAGUCUCUGGGACUAGUAGCAAUAUCAAAGAGGAAAAGGUUUAAAAUACUUUCUAUUUCGUAAAUUUGUAAAAUUGUGGGUUUACCAGAUUUUAUCUACCUUUUUUUAUAUAUAUCUUAGACUGGAUCAAGCUCUGAUGGACAGUCCAGUUCUUCUUCAGAUGAGGAGGAUGUUACAUAUAAUGCCACACAACUUUUCCCAUAUACAUCAGAAUUUUCAUCAGUCAGUGCCAUAGACAACAUCAUUCGACCCCUUGAUCUUUCGAGCUCUCCCCUGACCACCCUGGAUGGCGCUAUUUCUACACCAAUCAUCACUUGUGUAGACCUUCCUGGUGUUGGCCUGAGCCAGGGCUCUACAAGUAAUCCUGAUAACCAAUGUCUCAAUGGAGAGAAAGCUCCACAAGAUGCAGAUCUGAACUUGGGAAAACUACAAAGUGUUUUUGACAUUGGUGCUAGCAAAAUUGAUGACUUGUCCUCUAAGUCAGAUCCUUUCAUUCCUCUCAAGCUUACGGAUGCCCAGGACACAAACCCAACAAACACUCUCAACACCCCUGUGUGCAAGAUGGAACUUGGUCAAGGAUAUUUUGAUAUGAAAGGGGCCAGAAACUUGCACGGUUCUGGUGCACUCUUGAGUCUUCCUCAUAUUCAGAAACAUCUACCAACCUGUAACCCUGCCAUUGAUAACAGUGCAAGAGGAUUUUUUCUUAACAUUAAAGAUAUUUCUGUCGGUUCCUGUGCUCAUCAAGACAAAUCUCUUUCACUUCAAGAAGGGGACAGUUGUAAACCAGUUAGUGAUUUGGAUUCCAUUUUGCCCGGAGUGCCCAAUGUCCUACCUGGUGGCUUAGUGACCACUUCAGUAUCCACAGACAAAAAUCCAUCCACCUGCCCUGAAAGUCAUUCAGGCGUGAAAAGGGCAACAAGACUCAACUCUGCCUUUGGCCCAGGCUUUUGUCAAAAUGCAAGGGAUGAAAAAGCUAGUACAUCCAAGUGUGACGACUCUAUGCAGCAGUCCAGCAUGAGAGACUCGAGUGAGAAAUCACUUAAGAAAUACGGCAAUACAAUGUUACACUUUGGAUUUGACAAAUUCAGCAGAGAGGAUGUAGAUUCAUUGUUUUUGUUCCUAGCCCCUGAUGUGAUCGAUGCAAAGAAACGAAAUGAAGAUUUUUUAAAAAUGCCGGGCACAGGUCAUUUUGACACACAGGACUAUAACAGUAAUGAUGGUCAGCAAAAGUCAAAGGACGCAUCUGAUGAUUCGCACUCGGGUAUCAGUAACUUAAUGGGUCUAAAACAGUGUGUGGAUGAUCUGUUGUCUUCUAGUGAUGACACCACACCAUCCACGGAUUCAUUUUCAUCUGUGUCAACUGUAAGUGAUUUAUUAGGUAAACAUGAUUUGGUAAAACCUGGAGAAAGUCAUCAUAGCCAGC
Lymnaea stagnalis (great pond snail) is the source of this 4312-nucleotide messenger RNA. NCBI's taxonomy places the organism in Eukaryota, Metazoa, Mollusca, Gastropoda, Lymnaeidae. The record is from the annotation of a GenBank genome assembly.